Peronospora belbahrii is the source of this 4560-nucleotide messenger RNA. Lineage: Eukaryota; Oomycota; Peronosporomycetes; Peronosporales; Peronosporaceae. The record is from the annotation of a GenBank genome assembly.
AUGCACAGAGGUCAACAUUUACUCGUCAGUGUGCUGUCAAUGAACAAACACACCAACACGGCCACUGUGACCAUCGAUCGCAACCAGGUUCUUAAGGCGGUCACACGCGGUGACUCGUUUACACUGAAACAACUCUUGCCGGGUAUGUUGCUCAACGUCCGCAUCGAAGAUGUGCUGGAGAACGGCCUAAGUGUCACGUUCCUCACCUUUUUCACCGCGACAGUUGAGCAGAAUCAUAUGAGUCUGCUUCGUGAGCGAGGCUGGGAAGAAUCCUACCGCAAAGGAAUGAAAGCUCGUGCACGUAUCGUGACUAUCGACUAUGUCGCCAAGCAGAUCACGCUGUCCAUGGCUCCGCAUGUGGUGCACUUACAGGUACCACAGGCUCCUUUCUCGGAGCAAGAACGAGGACGCUACGAUGGAAGAUGCGAGCGAGAUGAAGGAAUCGGCCACAAAUACAAGGUGGAAAGCUUUGGUCCUGGGUAUGUGCACAUUUUCAACGUCUCAGACAAGCGCGUUGACAAACUCGACAAGAAGUUUACUGUGGGCUCAAACAUUAAGUGCCGUAUGCUGGGCUUUUCGCCUUUCGACGCUGUUGUAAGCGUAAGCUGCAAGGAACUCUUAAGUGCGCAGACUGUGCUGCGUCACCAGGACCUUAAGCCUGGUACCAAGGUCAGCGGCAAGAUUCUGUCCGCGGAGCCGUGGGGUAUUUUGAUGGAGAUAAGUGAGGGUGUGCGCGGCCUAGUGACUCCGCAGCAUAUGACGACUUUGUUGCUGAGCAAGAAAGCCAAUAGCAAUGGUAAGUACAAGGUUGGUAAGACCGUGAGCGCUCGUGUGCUGCACGUGGAUCAUGAGGCGAAAAAGACGUUCUUGACCAUGAAGUCGGGACUGCUGGCUUCGGAGCUUCCCGUUCUGAGCUCAUUCGAGGAAGCAACGAUGGGUCGCAUUGCUCACGGUUUCAUCACAAAGUUUGCUGAGUAUGGCCUCAUUGUCACCUUUUACAAUAACGUGUACGGCCUGGUGCCCAUGGCUGUACUUCAGCAAGCUGGUAUCGACAAUCUCGAGGAAGCUUAUGUCAUUGGUCAAGUCGUGAAGGCCCGCGUCACUCGUUGUGAUGUUGGUAAGAAGCGGUUAAUGCUGUCAUUCGAUACGACGUCAAACAGCUUGGGUAAUAAACCGAUUACCGCCCCGGAUAGUGCUACAAAGCUGGUGGGAACAACGAUCACUAAUGUUAAGAUUACGAACGUGGAGUCUACGUGUUUUCGCUUGCAGACGAAUGACGGGAUGGAGGGUGUGCUCCCGUUCGUGCAGCUAACGGACUUUCCACGCAACACCUUACUAGUGGACAAGGUUGUGAAGCGCUUUAGCGCUGGUGAUAUAAUUGCGGAGCCGUUACUCGUUGUUUCUGAGGAAUCUGAUGGCGUUCUGACACUCUCAAAGAAACCAUUAUUGCUUGCGUUUGCCUCACACAAUGCUAUUUUGCCACGCACUUUCGAAGACGUGCAGGAAAACGCUGUGCUUAUUGGUUACCCCCCCAAAGAAUUUUUGAAGGAGCAAUUCGUCGCGCGAAUUGAAGAAGUUAUGUUUGAAAUCGGUGAAACUGUGACAUGCUGCAUUGAGAAGGUAGACAAGGAAAACAAGCAGUUCAUUGUUGGGUUUCAACAGCGCAAAUUUGUGCAGUCUACGAACAGUACCAACAAGGUUCGUCCAGCCUUUUUUCAGGCAUACCUUUGUGAGCAGGCUUGUGUACGUAAUGCUGCUACAGUGACGAAAACUUCGUUUUAUCUUGGCAAGACUGAGAAGGCGGAGUUUGUUGGUGUCCGUCCAUAUGGUGCUGUGUUUGCCUUGGAAAGGGAUGACGAGACUGUAACGGUGUUAGUGCCUACGGUGACAACGGAAACCAAUGAAUGGAAUGAGGGUGACACUGCUAAGCUGCUGCUGACGGACUACGAUUUCAGCAAGAAUGUGUACUACGGCACAGAUGACGAGCUGCUUGUUAAGAAUGGAUUGAAGCGUUCACGUAAGCAAAAGCAGCGUAUUAAGGCAGGGGAAAAGAUAGAUGCUACUGUGCUAGUUGUUGGUUCUACGGAGAACUACGUAGUAGUAUCUUUCCCUGAUCCACACAACUCUGAUCUGCUGCAGUUUGGCGUAGUGGAGCUGUGCGACUUUUUGAGUGGCUCGAACUCGACGCCCUUUAAUGAUUUGGUUUUACUGGCGCUAGAGGAAGAAAAGUUAGUGGCAAAAUUGAAGAAUGUCUCACACAAGUUAUUGGCCAAGUUGCCUAAGUACACGCAGGCUGAUCUCGUGCUUGGCAACACGCUGACCGGCAUCAUUGCGGGCAUUUCCGAGAAUUCGAUGAGAUUCGCUUGGCGACAGGCAAGAAGAAGAUCGGUAGAGGGUCGUGUGAUUGCCGUCACUGUGAAGGGAGCCAACAAACACAAGGCUGUCAGCGAGGAAAACCCGGCAAAAUUUCAUGACCUGCAGCUGUCGCUGCGUACAGAGGAUUUGGCUGGUGACGAAAAGGUGAACGACGUGCAGCGAUUUGCUCGCCCGGAUUGGCUAAAAGGCAGCGCGGGUCGUGCAUUACUGAAGGAGGGCAACUUCGUUCAUGGUGUUGUUUUGGAGCAGUCCAUGGACCACUUGAUUGUCAAACUUAGCAGCAAUGUUACAGGCACUUUAAGCUGUAUUGAGGUGUCGGACGAUGUGAAAGUGGUGCGUGCGUUCCAGGACGAAUUUCCUGUGGGCAAGCGUAUAAAGUGCUUUGUGCUCCAAGUUAACGAUAAUAAGAAGGUAGUAGACUUGUCCAUGAUUCGCUCAGCCCGAGACAAGACCGGUAUCAAGCCCGGCUCUAUUGUGAACGGUGUGAUCUCGACCAAAAAAUCGGCCAUUCGCCCACCUUCGAUCAUGGUGCAGCUUGGUACUUACUCAUUUGGUCGUGUGUGCAUCACUGAGCUUUUGGCUGAAUGGGAAAAUAAGAUGCUAGAGCUGGCUCAAUUUGGAGCUGCUAGGGUCGUGCGCUGUGUUGUGUUAUCAACCACCAGUAGCCAUAUUGACUUGUCUCUACGUUCAGAUGCGCUGGAGAAUCCGUCAGAAUACGCUACGAAGACGUCCAAGCCAGUAGAACGCAACAUAGGUGACUUGGUGCCUGGGAUUGUAGCCACUACUACAACAAGCGGAUGUUUCGUGCGUCUAGACCGUCAUACGACAGCGCGUGUGAUGCUCCGUGACCUCAGUGACGACUUUGUGAAGGACCCACAGACUGGAUUUCCUGUUGGCAAGCUGGUGGCUGGGCGAGUUACGAAGAAGUCGGUCCGUGGUCUAGAGCUCAGUUUGAAGACGUCGGUUGUCUCCGAGGAUGUGUCAAUGCUCAAGUGGAACGAUCUAAAGGAGGGUUUGACGAUCAAGGGUACGAUCACGAAGGUGCAAGCAUAUGGCGUUUUCGUUCGUAUUGAGAAGAGCACGAUUAGUGGUCUGUGCCACAUUUCGGAGAUUGCAGACGAGAAAGUGAUGCAGCCGCUGGAUCAGAUCUUCUCGCAGGGCGACUAUGUCAAAGCGAAGGUGCUGAAGGUUGAAAAUCGUCGCGUUUCAUUUGGACUAAAGCCGUCAUAUUUUGCGGAUGAAGAGAGCAGCUCUGAUGACGAAUCUGACGAAGAAGAAGAGGAGGAUGAAGACCUUGAUGAGGAGGAGGCUGAGCGAAUGGAAGUCGACGAAGAGGAAGCUUUUUUCAAAAAGUCGAAGUCAGUGGCAAUGGAAUCUGGCCUGGGUGACGACAAGCUCUUAAGUAAAGACGAGGAUGAGAGUUGCGUGGCUCCAGUUGAGUUUAGCUGGGACGGAUUUUCGAGCGCGCUAAGCAACAAAACAGAAUUGAAGGACGACGGCGCGUCGUCUUCUGAUGAGGAAGAUGAUGGCGAGAAGGACAAUCUGAGCUCGUCCAAGGUUGGCAAACAGAAGCGUCUGCAGAGCGAUGAGUGGGUGGCACUGCGGGAGAAGGCUCUUGCGAUUAAUGAGGAGAUUCCUCAGAAUGCGAGUGACUACGAGCGUCUUUUGGUGGAUUUGUAUGCUCGUGCAGAGGAGCACGAGGACGUGAAACAGACGCUUACUACGAUGCAAAAGAAGUUUCACACAAGUAAACAAGCUUGGAUUCGCUCGUUGCAGUAUCUGGUUGGUGAAAAGCAAUUCUCUGACGCUGCGGAGACCUUGCAGCGCAGUCUGAAAAGUCUGGCUGCUCACAAGCACUUGCCGGUGAUUCUCAAGUACGGGCAGCUUUUGUACGAACAGGCUGAACUGGACAAGGCUCGCACGAUCUUUGAGGGCAUCUUGGCCAACUACCCGAAGCGAAUCGAUCUGUGGAAUGUGUAUCUAGAUAAGGAAAUCAAGUUUGGAGACAUUGUUCUUGUGCGCGCGCUGUUUGAGCGGCUAUUGGCUAUGGAAUUUUCAGCUAAGAAGAUGAAGUUUUUGUUCAAGAAAUUCUUGCAAUUUGAGCAGGAGCAAGGUGAUAAUGAUUGUGUCGAGCACGUGAAGCACUUGGCAAAGGAAUUUGUUGCUAGUGCUGCUGCCAAGUAG